AUCACGCCACACAGUCAGCUGACUCGCGUUGAUGACUGAUGAGUAGUUUCGUGUAAACUUAGCUGUUGGGUCACUUUAUCUCCACGUAGUGAUUAUUUGUUUAAUUAUUUAGUGAGUGAGUGAGUGAGUGAGUGAGUGAGUGAGUGAGUGAGUGAGGAGACAUGUUACGACCGAAGGCCUUAACGCAGGUUCUCAGCCAAGCGAACACAAACGGAGUCCAAAGCACACUGCUCCUGAAUAAUGAGGGCUCACUGCUGGCCUACUCUGGGUAUGGAGACACUGACGCACGAGUGACAGCCGCCAUCGCAAGCAACAUCUGGGCGGCCUACGACAAGAACGGCCACCAGGCCUUCAACGAAGACAAACUCAAAUUCAUACUGAUGGAUUGUAUGGAGGGAAGAGUGGCCAUCACACGUGUAGCAAACCUACUGCUGUGUAUGUAUGCCAAAGAGACGGUGGGCUUUGGAAUGCUUAAAGCCAAGGCAGAAGCACUGGUGCAGUACCUGGAGGAACCAUUGACCCAAGUGGCCGCAUCAUAGGGACGACGUGUGUCACUUCAGUCUGCCUGGAAGUUAAAUGAAAAGCAUCAUGUGAUCCUACAACUCAUCAACUGUGUGUGUGUGUGUGUGUGUGUGUGUGUGUGUGUGUGUGUGUGUG
Solea senegalensis (Senegalese sole) is the source of this 657-nucleotide messenger RNA. RefSeq names its product late endosomal/lysosomal adaptor, MAPK and MTOR activator 2 (gene lamtor2). The transcript has 4 exons. Gene Ontology annotation, biological process: positive regulation of TOR signaling; cellular response to amino acid stimulus. The coding region runs from base 162 to 539 and encodes 125 amino acids. NCBI's taxonomy places the organism in Eukaryota, Metazoa, Chordata, Actinopteri, Pleuronectiformes, Soleidae. Gene Ontology annotation, cellular component: Ragulator complex. Gene Ontology annotation, molecular function: molecular adaptor activity; guanyl-nucleotide exchange factor activity. The record is from RefSeq and is a predicted model, not a curated record.